Stegostoma tigrinum is the source of this 1942-nucleotide messenger RNA. RefSeq names its product acyl-coenzyme A thioesterase 1-like. Gene Ontology annotation, biological process: fatty acid metabolic process; acyl-CoA metabolic process. The record is from RefSeq and is a predicted model, not a curated record. The transcript has 3 exons. Gene Ontology annotation, molecular function: fatty acyl-CoA hydrolase activity. Bases 118 to 1380 code for a protein of 420 amino acids. NCBI's taxonomy places the organism in Eukaryota, Metazoa, Chordata, Chondrichthyes, Orectolobiformes, Stegostomatidae.
CCCAGUUCCGAUAGGCUGAACGGUCUGUGUCUGGGUCAUUGACGGUACUUGGAGUACCGAUCCCCUCCGGCAGGCUGUCCUUCCGGGCUCCAGCUGCCCCUGUCUGCCCGAGCCGGCAUGGCCAUCUCCAUCCAGCUCCAGCCCAGCCCCCGGUGCCUGUUCGAUGAGCCGCUCGAGGUGCGGGUGAGCGGCCUCUGCCCGCACCAACAGGUCACCCUCAAGGCUUGGCUCCGCGACGAGAAGGAGCAGCUUUUCCAUUCGGCCGCUCUCUACACGGCCGACCCCCACGGCCAGCUCGACCUGACUCGCUCCCCCUCCCUGGGGGGACACUACACCGGCGUCCAGCCCAUGGGACUCUUCUGGUCGCUCAGCCCCGUCACUCCGUUCACUCGCCUGGUCAAGAGGGACGUGGCCGCUUCUCCCCUCUCCGUCCACAUCGAGAUCUUUGACGGACACUGGAGCCUCGGGCAGCUCCCACCGCAGCCUCUAGCCACCGCUAUCAAUCAGCGCUGGUUCAUGAAGGAGGGUCUGGUCAGGAUCCCAGUCAGAGAAGGCAGGAUCCGAGGGACCCUCUUCGUCCCACCCGGUGAUGGUCUAUUUCCGGGGGUUAUUGAUCUGUAUGGGUCAGUUGGUGGGAUUGUUGAGUAUCGAGCUAGUCUCUUAGCAAACCAUGGAUUUGUUACGUUGGCUUUAGCAUAUUUUGGAUUUGAUGACCUUCCAAAGGAUUUCAUGAAUCUUGAUCUGGAAUAUUUUGAAGAAGCUGUGAACUUCUUGAGAAGGCAUCCAAAGGUUAAGGCUCCAGGAGUUGGAGCAAUAGGGAUUUCAAAAGGAGGAGAUCUAGUUCUAUCAAUGACCACAUUUCUGCCACAUGUGAUAGCAGCAGUUAGUAUUGGUGGAUGCCAUGCUAACACAUUGGGGAACCUGCACUACAGAAACAUUACUCUUCCUGGUCUCGGUUUUACUUUAGAAAGAAUCAAAUUUUCAGAAUCCAAGCUGAUUGAUAUCUCUGAGCUGACAAAUAACCCAAUGGAGGAAGAAAACAAAGAUUGUGUUAUCCCCAUUGAAAAAGCUGAGGGGCACUUUUUGUUUGUGGUUGGAGAAGAUGACAAGAAUUGGAAAACUUCACUCUAUGCUCAGCAGGCUGUUGAAAAACUGGAAGAAAAUGGCAAAACAAAUUAUGAACUUAUUACUUAUCCCGAGGCCGGACAUCUCCUGGAGCCCUCAUAUUUUCCAUUUUGCCAUGCUUCUUCUCAUCGGCUGGUGGGACAGCCUGUGGCAUGGGGAGGGAAAAUGAAGCCACACGCACUGGCACAGAUAGAUCUGUGGCCAAAGAUCCAGUCUUUUCUACGAAAACAUCUUGAACAUCAGAGCAAAUUGUGAACCUAUUCAGCCUUCACAAAAUUAGUGAAUAAAUUGCAUUUUUUCAGGUUUAGUUUAAUCCAAGUUUUUUCCAAUCUAUAACAGAUUUCCUCCUCUUGUAUAACUAUAUUUUACUAAGCAUUUAAAUAUGUAACCAAUUGUUUUGCUUUGCGAAAACUGCAGUUUUUGAACUUCCUGAAUUCUGAAACUCAGCUGUAAUUUUUACUUGCUAGUUAUAAUAUAGCAAUAACAUUUGACUGAGCAAAAUGUUACGGAGGAGUAAAACAAUUUUUGAACUAAAUGCAAGAUUUUCUGUGAGUGUCACUUUUCAGAUGCCUCAGGAUAAACUGAAUUUUAGAAUUUGUCUUUGAGGUUUUGAAACUGCAUAUCUGGGAUUGGCAAGAGGCUUUGGCUUUUUAUUAAUUUAACAUACAUAAAUGAAUGUAAAAUCGUGAACUGUAGAAUGCAGAAACAGCAAACCUGUUCUCAGUUAAACAGCAUUCAAUGUAAAAUAUUCACUGUUGAAAGGUAUCAGAUGAAUUUUCUCUCCCUUUCUUUCACCAAUAAAGGCCGUUUUUAAAAA